AUGAAGAAAGAUUUCUUCACGAAUCUACCAUCAGAACUAACCACCAACAUCCUCUCACCCCUCUCUGUCCCAAGCCUUGCAAUCAGCAAGUCUGUUUGCAAAUCAUGGCGCGAUAUGUUUGAGUCCGAUGAUUUCGUCAAAUCCUGUCUUUCCAUAAUCAAAACCCCACGCAUCCUAGUUCGCAUAAUAUCAACCAAGUUGAACUCAACUCGGUGCACGAUUUUCGAAAUUGAAGACGAAGACGAAGCCAAUACGGAAAGCAAUGAUCUUCACUACAUCAUGCCCCUCAUAGAUUUUGGCAUCCCUCACACAUACUCAGCAUACAUGGCAGGUAUGGCCGCUAAUGGAUUGCUUCUUCUGUACUCAGAGUUAGGGCAUGCUCGAAUUUCGCUUGUUAUAUGCAAUCCGAUCACUCGUCAAUAUAUCAGGUCUUAUGCCCAGAGGAAUGCAUCUCAGAAGAUUUUAAGUUGUGUUUUGGAUUUGGUAUGA
Messenger RNA from Salvia hispanica, 489 nucleotides. RefSeq names its product putative F-box protein At3g17270. Lineage: Eukaryota; Viridiplantae; Streptophyta; Magnoliopsida; Lamiales; Lamiaceae. Gene Ontology annotation, molecular function: protein binding. The record is from RefSeq and is a predicted model, not a curated record.